Messenger RNA from Labeo rohita (rohu), 4515 nucleotides. It is a transcript of the gene plpp6, whose product is annotated as phospholipid phosphatase 6. The transcript is spliced from 2 exons. NCBI's taxonomy places the organism in Eukaryota, Metazoa, Chordata, Actinopteri, Cypriniformes, Cyprinidae. Gene Ontology annotation, molecular function: sphingosine-1-phosphate phosphatase activity. The record is from RefSeq and is a predicted model, not a curated record. The coding region runs from base 204 to 1052 and encodes 282 amino acids.
AGUCACAUGGUUGAAGAAAACGAUUUUUCCCAGUGUGCAUUGCGCAGAGAGCUGCUUUCCAAAGAUGGCGCUGCACGGUAGUCCAGUAAGACGAGUUCUCUGUGAUCACCUGUAAAACUAUGACCACAUCUAAACGCUAUAUUAUAAAACAGAAGACAUUCCAGUAAUAUCGUAGUAGCCUGUCUUGGCAUUAGUGAAGCAGAAUGCCCUCUCCUAAAGCGCGGAGCAGCGCGGCUCGCAGCGGCAGUGUUCCGUGUACCGGUGGAAACGGGCGUUAUGAGUUCAUUUCUCUGAGCCGAACUCCCCCGCCGCACCUGCUGCAGAGGCAGGGCUCUGAUCCCACAACGGCCCGGCUCCGAGCCUCCGAGAGCCCCAACCGACGACGCGGCUCGGGUUCGUCCACGUCUUCCACCGGCGGGCAGCAGUUACCGGACGAAGACUGUAUGAAAUUGAACCCGUCUAUCAUCGGGAUAGCGCUCAGCUCUCUGCUGGCCAUUGACCUGUGGCUGUCGAAGCGGCUCGGGGUGUGCGCCUGUGAGGACUCGUCCUGGGGCAGCGUGCGACCCCUUAUGAAGCUCGUCGAGAUCUCCGGACACGGGAUCCCGUGGCUAGCCGGUGCCGCGUACUGCCUGUACAAAAGCGACAGUGCCGCCGGUCAGGAGGUCAUGCUGAACCUGCUCAUGGCCUUGGUUCUGGACCUGGUCCUGGUUGGCGUGUUGAAGGCUGUAGUGCGGCGGCGACGUCCUGCCCAUAACCGUAUGGACAUGUUUGCCACAUUUUCUGUGGACGGCUAUUCCUUCCCAUCAGGCCACGCCACCCGCGCUGCCAUGUGUGCCCGCUUUCUAUUGGCCCAUCUGGUGUUGGCGGCCCCGCUCCGCGUUCUUGUCCUGCUCUGGGCCACUUUUGUUGGUUUUUCUAGAGUUCUUCUCGGGCGCCAUCAUGUGACGGAUGUCGUGUUUGGUUUCUUCAUGGGCUACUGGCAAUAUAAUUUGGUUGAGAUGCUCUGGUUGUCUCCAAUCGUGUUGCAAAGCACGAUUGGACAGCUUCACUGAGAAGCUAAGACUGAGGUUGCCGUUAUUUGGAGGAUCCUAACACAUUCGGUUGCUGCCGGUAUGCUGGUAAUAAUUCCAUAAUGUAUGUCAAGUUGCUUUGUGUGAGUUUAUGAUGUUUUCUCUCUAACUUGAAUGUAAAAUUUCACAGAUCUUCUGCCAGUAAUAUCAAAGGUUUUAGGUUCACAUUAGAUCACAUGAACAGAUAAAUGAGUUUGAUCUGAGUGCUAGGAAAAAGUGAAAGCAGACUUCACUUAUUUUCCAUCACUUGAAAUAAUUUUCUUCUGUCAGUACUGUAAGACGUCAGAUUACACCAGUCUUAAAGGGAUAGUUCACACAAAAAAGAAAAAUCAUUACUCGCCCUCAACCCGUAAGACCUUUGUUCAUCUUUAGAACACAAAUUAAGAUAUUUUUGAUGAAAUCUGAGAGCUUUCUGACCCUGCACAGACAGCAACGCAAUGAUAGAAUAUUACUUUUACUAUCCCUUUAAUGAAUCUGCUGCCAUCCUGCUUUACUCUUUUAAGGAUUGGUGUUAAUCAAAAAAGGAAGGAUGGGGUGACCUCUGGCUUCUAACAUAAGUGUUCUUGUUUACAGAAGAAAACCUCACCAUUGUGAAACUACAUUUUUAUAGCACCUGAAACACUAAGCACCAUCUUGAAGAUUUUCCUUCCAUUUUAAUUAAAAACAAGCCAGUUCUCUAAUUAAUAUGAAAAGCUCCUAAUGAAUGAAUAUUUAAUUAAGCGAAGGAAGAGGAUUUGAAACAUGAGGGUGAAUUUCAGCGCUGAUUAAUACCUUUAGGGUAUGCGGCGUCCUCAAUAGACCAUCACGGGGGAGUAGUUUUGUUAUCUCUGAAGGAUUCCUCAUUACACUAUUUAUCCUCUGAAAAAGUCUUUUGUGUGUGUUUUGAAGCUUUGUUCUGUGUUUGUGUCUCAAAGGGGUGAAAUUGUUCUUUUUCUGUGCUUUUAUUGUGACCGUGUUAGCCACUGUUCAAUUUUAUUGCACUUUUUGAUGUCUUCUUGAUCUAUGAAGAAGAAAUUUUGCUAUGGUCUUAUUAAAAUUUGCUGGAUUUUAAUUGGGUUAAAGCCACAGCUGUGAUUAUCGAGCCAUAAAUCACUUGAUAUGCUGCAAAUUGUUGCCAUAUAUUGCAGGAGAAUGUGUUAUAAUGACCGUUUGGUACCAUUAAGCAGGUUUAAAUUGCACCAUGAUGGCCAUAAUUGUGAUCAAAGUUCCACUUGGUCUUCACUCAGACUGGACCAAGAAGUACUCUGGUACUGUGUGUCACAUUACCAUAUUUACGUACCAUGGUUUUUACAUGGUGUUUAAAAGAAUAGUUCAGCCAAAAAUUAAAUUUGCUGAAAAUUUACUCACCCUCAGCCAUCCAAGGUGUAGAUGAGUUUGUUUCUUCAUUGGAGAAAUUUAGCAUUACAUCACUUGCUCACUAAAGGAUCCUCUGCAGUAAAUGGGUGCCGUCAGAAUGAGAGUCCAAACAUCUGAUAAAAACAUCACAACAGUUCACAAGUAAUCCACACCACUCAAUUCCAUCAAUUAACAUCUUGCAAAAAGAAAAAUUGCAUGUUUUUAUUUUAAACAUCUAUAUCUUGCAUGGCCUAAUGGUAAGGUUGUUUUUAGCAAAUUUUUAUUUUAGGAUAAACUUUUCCUUUAAAAAUACUUCUAAAAUUCCUUGGUGUUACCAUACACGUGCAAAAAACAUGGUGUUACCAAAGCACUUUUUAAUGGACUUGUUGUUAGUGGAGGAAGAUUUUCAAAUAAUUAUCUUAAUUAUGAGAGUGCAAGAAGGUGGUAUAACUUUCUUAUUUGCCUUUUUUUCCUCAUGGACUUACAAUAAUGAGACUAAAUUGAAAUUUAAUUUGUGUCACUCUACUCUGCUGUUUUCUUCAUGUAUCUUUUCUUGACCAAGAAUACAGUUGAAGUCAAAAAGUUUGCAUACACUUGAUUCUUAAUAUUGUGUUGAUACCUGAAUGAGCCACAGCUGUGUUUUUUUCAUUUAGUGAUAGUUGUUCUUGAGUCCCUUGUUUGUAGAAAAAUCCUUCAGGUCCCAUAAAUUCUUUGGUUUUUCAGCAUUUUUGUGUAUUUGAACCCUUUCCAACAAUGACUGUAUGGUUUUGAGAUCCAUCUUUUCACACAAAGGACAACUGAGGGACUCAUAUGCAACUAUUACAGAAGGUUCAAACACUCACUGAUACAUAAUGAAGAUGUGUACAUUUUUCUUAUUUUGCCUAAAUAUCAUACUUUUUCCAUUUAGUACUAUUCAGAAGCUACUUGCAUGUUCCCCAGAAGACAAAUAAGUUAAAUUUACCCUGAUCUUCAAAUUCAAAAAGUUUUCACCCCCCGGCUCUUAAUGCAUCAUUUUUCCUUCUGAAGCGUCAGUGAGCGUUUGACCCUCCGUUGUCUUCGGUGCGAAAAGAUGGAUCUCAAAAUCAUGCAGUCAUUGUUGAAAAGGGUUCAAAGGUGUAUGUAUACUUUUGACUUCAACUGUACAUGGACCCACUUAACAUUACAUGUUGUUUAAGUAAUAAUAAAAAGUAAUUUAUUUUUUCAUUUUAAUUUCAUUCCAGUUUUUUCUUCAGUCUUAAAUCCGUUUUGAUGUCAAAUCUGUCUUUUCCGUUUUAUUAUUAGCAUGUGUUAUGCCGCUGUCUGUGUGUGUGUGAUUAAAGAAUUUCUCACACUCAGUUCAACCUUUUCAGACAGAACCAACACACACACACACACACACAGCUUUGCUGGAAUAGUUGAAAGGGAUUUUUGAAACACUGUCAAGCUGACUGUCAGCUUUAUCCAGUCAUAGGUCUUCCUCUUUUAAAGUACUGUUGUAUCAAAGAUGUUGUAACAGAUCUACCCCAAAAUACAGAGAUUUUUUUUUUUCUUCUUUUUCUUUCUUUGAUACAAAGUAUUUCUCCUCUGGCAGCACAUGCUCUCAAAAUGACUUGCAGUAAUAAGUUUCUGGUGAAGGCUGUGGGCGUUUUGACUGUUUCAAGAGAGCCAUAUGCACAUUAUCCUUUGCAAUAACUGGGUUAUUUCUUGAAAGUGCAAUCAUUUGAUCAUUUGUGCAAUAUCUCAAUACAGUGACAGAUGGCAUCCAAUAAUGUUGUUUUUAAAUUGCAAUAACUUGGCUGUUUUGGUGUUGGUUUGUUUGCUAGGGACCAUGAGUAUUAUUGUUGUUGUUGUUGUUGUUAUUUCUUUGGGAGAUGGAGAGGGAAGACAUUUUUAAUGGGUGUACAGUCUUUUUAAAUGGCUUCACCAGCUGUUUCAAAAUCUGACAUUUGAUCAUUGUGUAGUCUGCAGUGAAAAGUGGGAAUGUACAUUCACCAAAGUCAAAAUGAUAAGGGAUAUUCAUAAGCUUAAUGUGGUGCCUGCUAUGACUGUUGAUUAUAUUUGUGAUGUAAAAUAUACUCUACAUCCAUCAUACUGUGAUUGUAUUUUCUAAAUAAAUAUGAAGACAUAAAUC